AUGUACCGUAGACGAGGCCGACGAAGCGUAUAUCGUGGUUCGUACGCGUGGUACUACUUGUCCGGAUACCACAUCCGGGCAGGGCGGGCCGCGGGCAGGAAGUCAGGCCGUCAGUCAGUCAGUCAGUCAGGCCCGCGCGGGCGGGUGGGCCGCGGGCGCGGGCGAGGAGCGUCGGGGCGAGGCGAGGGGAGGGGAGGGGAGGCGCCUAUGAUUGUACGUAUAAAUAUGCAUUCAUUUGAACAGAGGAGCACAAAAUGGACUGACAGACAGACCGACUGGCCUCUUGGCAGAAGGUUCCGUGCGCCAGAGAUUCGUGCGCCAUGGGGUCCGGCACUCAGACAUCAGCGAGCAUCACAAGAGAAGGGUGUGCGGCGCAUAUGCAGACCCCUCACUUGCCUCCCUCCCUCCUUCCCUCCGUGCGUUUAUGUCGAGAGGAUGGACGUCUCGCUCUGCGCAAGAUGGACGGUUGGAGGAGGACUGAGCGUUCUUUUGUGAAGUGUGUGGAAUGGUCGGAGCGUAAUGUUGGCUAAAGCAAAAGAAAACGGACCCAAAAGAGCGGCGUGGAGCGUCGUAGAUUGUGUUUUUUUAUCAAUUGGAGAUCCAGUGCGUUUGCAUAAGGAGCUGUAAGAUCGUACGCAUUACGUACGUCCGGGAACUCUUAUGUUUCACUUAGGAGACCACUACUAUCUACGACAUAUAUAUAUUUCCUUCCUGCCUUGAGCUUUCACGUAGAAAUCAUCUCCGUGAUGGACACAAUGCUGCACGUCGGAUGAAGACUCUCACACAUAGUCUUCAACUUCAAGACUUCUGAGACAUAGUACCUGCACCGCCAUAUAUAGUACCGUGAUACUAUGUGACACAUGCAAUACUCUGGAACUUUUAGCAAGACGAUCUGAAUUAUGGACGAGUGUGCAGGUUCUGCACACACGAUUGUAUGUAUAACUCGUCACUUUCUCUAAAGUCGAGUCAAGUCCUCGCAUCAAAUUUUCUUACUAAUCCCAUAAAUCUUGGCGGUUUAUCGUUCGUUUCAAGUUUAAAUAUUUUCCACUGACGCUCGUUGGUUUGAAGACCUGGUUGCUAGAAUAGGACAUAGAUUUAGCAAAACAAGUUUCAGCUUUCUUGUAUACAGUCUGUGGAACAAGUAUAUUGCCGAUACGCAAUCUCUUAGUUUUCUCCAUCUUUGCAAUAGCUAACGUUGCAACCGAAGGUAAGUUAGCAUCUGCAGAAAGCAGACUACUGGACGUCGCUGCGUUUGCAUUGAACGGUGCUGUGGUAAUCGAAUGAGGCGUCAAGGCCGUGAAGCUCGUGCUGAUCGCAUUAUUUGAAGUUGGGUAAAUUUCCUUCUAUAUUAAAUUGCGAAGUGCGUGACUUCGAGACUCGACUUAAGUAACUUAGGCUUGGAUUUCCUUUCGUUUAAUACAUUUUUGAUUGAUAUUAGCCUCAAUCUGUUCUCGGUUCUGAUCAACACGUUGGAUCGGGUACUCUUUAUUUCCAUGCUUGACAUGCGGUUUGGUUCUGAUUUCGGCUAUUCACUGACAUGUACUUUUAACAAAAGUCAACGUCAGCAUGUUUCUCUUAUGUACACAAGCCGCCUUGUAAUGUCAAACUUUCUUGAUUCUGAACUCAAUUAGUGAGAGAUGAUCAGGUGGGGAGUGGUUAUCAGAAACCUUAUUCCAUUUUCGUGGAUCCAAGAAGUGAUGAAAGUGAUUAUGCGUAUCGAUGGAAUUCACCUAUUUGGACGGUAAAAAAAGAAGAGAGAUAUUGGACGAAACUGCUCUGAAACCUUAUCAGUUGUUACAUGAGCGGAGCAUGAUUCACGAAAACGGAGCAAGGGUCCUGAUAAAUAUUCUUCACCUGAUCGUCUUUCACUGGCUGAAGGUCAGCGUGAAGUGAGUUACGGAUAGAAUGUGAGUCUACGAAGCUAACACAAAGUGAGAAUGCAUCUGACAUAGAGCUUUUGCAGAGAGGCUGAAAAGCGGGAAUGACUUGUCAUCCUUCUUCAAGAAAGGUAUAUCUCAGACCCUACAGAUUCGUGAGAGAUGAUCAGGUGGGGAGAGAUUAUCAGAAUUCUUAUUCCAUUUUCGUGGAUCCGAAACCAUCGAAGAAGUAUGAAGGUCAGCAAGCUUCUUAUCACACAACCCCAAGAACGUGGAGAACAUGCAAAGCGUUCUGACUGCUGUUAUCUUCGAGCAAAUCCUGCAUACAUGACCCCGAAAACGGAGAAAGGAAUCUGAUAAGUUUUCUUCACCUGAUCGUCUUUCAUCACACUCAGUGUGAAUGUGUGAUGUAGCCCUGUACUUGGUUCAAUGUCUACUAGGCCUUUAAUGUCCCCGCAUCUGCGGCCGGAAGAUAUGAAUCUCCUCUUCAGAUUGUUAGAGCGAACCGAAUGUUUGUAGGCCGAACUGUGAGCAGCAUAUUUGUGAUCCAUAAUCUCGAAAACAGUGUAUCUAUCACAUUGUGGUAGAUAAAACUGUCCAACGGUAAGUUGUGAAUUAGAUGAUCACGUAACCGUCAACGCAGGUUCUUAUGCUCUUUUCGACGUAUUAUUUCAUUCAUGACGCUUUCAUCGGGCUUACUGGGUUAUCACCAGUUCCGAUAAAAAUGAUAUCAGCAUGUUCUACAGUAGUGUGGCUUCAAUGAUUAAAUUCUCACAUAUACAGGCAGCUAGCGUGUAGAUAUCAACCAGCACGCGAAUUUGGACGGAGUACUUGGAGACUCAGACAUUUUUGGGGUUGUGCAAUCAUUUCAAAUUAUGCCUUCAGGUUAUGAACCUGAAACUAUUAUUUCACAUGCGGACUCGAUCUCAUUUUUCUUCACCCUCCACCAAGUUGCUACAGUGAUAUUCAUGUUAUGUUCACGUGCCAAUAGUCCGGAUUCAAUCACUUUGAGAAUCAGAAUACUUUCACAUCUGAAUCCAAUCUGGAUGCAUGAGGAGAUAGUGUUCUGACAACGAAUGUAUUUAC
Messenger RNA from Marchantia polymorpha subsp. ruderalis, 2963 nucleotides. The record is from the annotation of a GenBank genome assembly. Lineage: Eukaryota; Viridiplantae; Streptophyta; Marchantiopsida; Marchantiales; Marchantiaceae.